AUGUUGCGUCUGAAUAUUGGUACCGUUAGGGCCCUUCUCGCUCGUCGCGCACAAAGCACCGCUGAGAGUGCUAAGAAGGCUGCUCAGUCGAUUCACACACAUACCAUUAAGACCCCCGUUGGCAUCAAUGCUGCUAUCGCGUCGUUGAAGCCAAAGACUACCAGAUUGUCUAUUGAGGGUCCAAUUGAGUGUGACUUGGAAGGAUUCCAAUUGCUCAAUUCCCCAAUUUUCAACAAAGGAUCUGCUUUCACUGAGGAAGAGAGAAAGGCCUUCCACCUAGAGGGAUUGCUUCCUUCUCAAGUUAACACCUUGGACGAGCAAGUCGACAGAGCAUACGCACAAUUCAAAUAUCUCAAAACACCAUUGGCUCAAAACGAUUUCUGUACUUCCAUGAGAAUCCAGAACAAGGUUUUGUAUUACGAGCUUGUCCGCCGUCACAUUCGUGAAAUGUUGCCUAUCAUCUACACUCCAACUGAGGGUGAUGCCAUUGCCCACUACUCCCACCGUUUCAGAAAGCCAGAGGGCUGUUUCUUGGAUAUCACCAAACCUGAAACCAUUGAGGAGCGUCUCGCUGUUUUCGGUGAGGACAAAGAUAUCGAUUACGUGGUUGUCUCUGAUGGUGAGGGUAUUUUGGGUAUUGGUGACCAAGGUGUCGGUGGUAUCCGUAUUGCCAUUGCCAAAUUGGGUCUCAUGACGUUGUGUGGUGGUGUCCACCCUGGCAGAGUUUUGCCUGUUGUAUUGGAUGUCGGAACCAACAACGAGAAGCUUUUGAAGGAUGACUUGUACAUGGGUAACAAAUUCCCCCGUGUCCGUGGUGAGCAAUACUGGGAUUUCGUUGACAAAUUCAUCAACGCUCUUACCAAGAGAUUCCCUAACGCUGUUUUGCAUUAUGAGGACUUCGGUGUCACCACUGGUAGAACCAUGUUGCACAAAUACCGUAACACCCUACCCUCUUUCAAUGAUGACAUUCAGGGUACUGGUGCUGUCGUCAUGGCUUCUAUCACUGCUGGUCUCAAAUACAGUAACCGUAACUUGCUCGAGUCCUCUAUUCUUAUUUAUGGCGCUGGUUCCGCCGGUCUUGGAAUUGCCGACCAAAUUGUUAACCACAUGGUUUCCCAUGGCUCCACCGUGGAAGAUGCUUGUAAGAGAAUUGUCAUCAUGGACCGUCGUGGUGUGGUUCUUAAGUCAUUUCCAAAUUCCCCAGAAGGUCAACUUCGUUAUGCUGACGAGGACGGCAAAUGGACUGGUAUUGACACCACCAACCUUCGCGAUGUUGUUGCACACGUUAAGCCAACUGUUUUGGUCGGCUGCUCUACUCAAGCCGGUGCCUUCACCGAAGAAGUUAUCAGAGAGAUGUACAAGCACAACCCACAACCUCUUGUGUUCCCUCUUUCAAACCCUACUCGUUUGCAUGAGGCUUUCCCGGUUGACAUCAUGAAGUGGACUGAUAACAAUGCCUUGAUUGCAACUGGUUCGCCUUUCCAACCUGUUGACGGUUACUAUAUUUCUGAGAACAACAACUGUUUUACUUUCCCAGGUAUUGGUUUGGGAGCUGUUCUCUCCAGAUGUACCUCCAUUACAGACACAAUGAUCUCCGCCGCUGUUGAUCAAUUGGCCUCGAUGUCCCCUAAGAUGGCUGACCCAAAGAACGGUUUGCUUCCACCAUUGGAGGAGAUCGAUGAGGUUUCUGCCUACGUUGCAACUGCUGUCAUCUUGCAGAGUUUGAAGGAGGGCACUUCCAGAGUUGAGAGUGAAGAGAAGCCCGACGGUGGCUUCGUUGAGGUUCCAAGAGACUUCAAGAAGUGUUUGAAGUGGGUGCAGUCGCAAAUGUGGAAACCCAUCUACAGACCUUUGGUCAAGGUUCUGCAUGUUCCAGAGAUUCAUACCUGGCAACAUUAA
Molecule: messenger RNA, 1899 nt
Organism: Australozyma saopauloensis
Lineage: Eukaryota; Fungi; Ascomycota; Pichiomycetes; Serinales; Metschnikowiaceae
Gene: MAE1
Product: malate dehydrogenase (oxaloacetate-decarboxylating)
Exons: 1
Coding region: 1-1899 (632 amino acids)
Biological process (GO): pyruvate metabolic process; malate metabolic process
Cellular component (GO): mitochondrion; cytosol
Molecular function (GO): NAD binding; malate dehydrogenase (decarboxylating) (NAD+) activity
Source: RefSeq, a predicted model, not a curated record